Messenger RNA from Megachile rotundata (alfalfa leafcutting bee), 1674 nucleotides. RefSeq names its product chitotriosidase-1. Gene Ontology annotation, molecular function: chitin binding; chitinase activity. The record is from RefSeq and is a predicted model, not a curated record. NCBI's taxonomy places the organism in Eukaryota, Metazoa, Arthropoda, Insecta, Hymenoptera, Megachilidae. Gene Ontology annotation, cellular component: extracellular region. Gene Ontology annotation, biological process: carbohydrate metabolic process; chitin catabolic process.
AAGCCGAAAGUUUCAUGAUUUAUUAUGCAAAAAACUUUUUAUAAUAUUCAGGAUAAUAUUAAAAAGGUUACAUUUAUAUGUAUUAAAGGUACGCCGAUACUAUAUUCAGAUAUGAUCAUCGCUCUGCUUUGAAUCAUCGCUUUCUAACAAAUGAAAGUCACCAACAAAGAAAUUGAAAAUAUAGAAUAUUUUGAACGCUUCUCGAUUUUAAUUUUCUAAAGAGAAACUAAAAGUUUUAUUUUACAAAAUCUUUGCUUUUGAUAAGAUUAACUUAUACGAGGUAUUAUGACACAUAACUGAUACCAGAUCAGUACAUAAAAUCGACUGAGUGACUUUAGUGAGAAUAGAACGAAUGUUCCAACUAAAGUAAAAAAUUGCAUAAUUGUAAAAAAAGUAACUAUUCUAGUAUCUGUCGGUAUAAGCGCUAUGACAAAAAAAAAGGUCGUUUGCUACUAUGGUAGCUGGGCUGCUUAUCGUCCUGACAAGGGAAAAUGCGAGGUCUCUGAUAUCGACCCGACACUAUGUACACACCUCAUCUACGCCUUUACCGGUAUCACCGCCGACGGCGAUGUCCGUGUGGUAGAUAAUUGGUUGGAUCUACCUGAUGGCAAAGAUGGCUUUGGGAAAUUUACCAGACUCCGUCAGUCGAGUCCAAACACAAAAAUCAUGGUCGCGAUGGGUGGUUGGAACGAGUCCUCCAGCACGUUCUCGCAAGUUGCUAGUAAUCCUGCAACCCGUGCUAAAUUCGUUCGGAACGUGGUCAAGUUCCUGAAGCAAUAUAACUUCGAUGGUUUCGACCUUGACUGGGAAUAUCCGAACCAGCGAGGUGGUCAAGCGGCCGACAAGCAGAACUUCGUCGCUUUGCUGAGGGAAUUGAGACAAGAGUUCGACAAGCAUGGCUUCCUUCUUAGCAUAGCGAGCGCAGCAGCCCAGUCAUCGGCUGCUAAAUCGUACAUAAUUUCACAAGUAGCUCAAUACGUUCAUUUCAUUAAUCUGAUGACGUACGACUUCAAUGGGUCAUGGAACAGACAUACGGGACUGAACGCACCUUUGUACUCGUCUUCAAAAGACUGUGCGGAUGCGGCUGUCUGUUACUGGCUCUCCCAAGGCGCGCCCGCUGACAAGAUCAUCCUUGGUAUUCCCGCUUACGGAAGAUCCUUCACCUUAUCGAAUCCCAGCAAUACAGAUAUAGGUGCUCCAGCAAGAGGUGCUGGAACGGCUGGACCCUACACAAGAGAGGCAGGAAUGCUUGGUUAUAACGAAAUCUGCGAGUAUAUUAAAAAGGGCUGGAUCGUUAGGCGUUCCGAUGCAGAUAAAACACCUUACGCUUUUAACAGCGACCAGUGGGUCGGAUACGAUGACGUUAUCUCUGUUCGCAAAAAGGCUACGUACAUUAACAUUAAAGGCCUUGGGGGUGCUAUGUUAUGGAGCAUCGAUACCGAUGACUUCAGUGGAAGUUGCGGACCGAGAUAUCCUUUGUUGAGAACUGUGAAUAGUGUUUUAAAUGGAUGAAGUUCGGAUUUAAUAUCUGUGUACCCGUCUAUACAUUCAUUUUAUUUGUUAUAUAUAAACUAAUUAUUAGUAUGUAUUAUUGUAUUGUAACUGUAUAUUAAAACUUUUAUGUUUGUUAAUUUCUGAAAUGUAUUUUUAUCUUCGUGUAUUGCGUUGAACUGC